Messenger RNA from Trifolium pratense (red clover), 3404 nucleotides. Its product is annotated as pentatricopeptide repeat-containing protein At3g22470, mitochondrial-like. Bases 1529 to 3109 code for a protein of 526 amino acids. The transcript is spliced from 4 exons. The record is from RefSeq and is a predicted model, not a curated record. Gene Ontology annotation, molecular function: protein binding. Lineage: Eukaryota; Viridiplantae; Streptophyta; Magnoliopsida; Fabales; Fabaceae.
CAUUGUGCAAAAACCAUCAGUUUGACAAGGCAAUUGAAUUAUUGGUGAAGAUCAAAGACCAACGAAUUCAGCUAAAUAUGCAUACAUACACUAUACUUGUUGAUGGACUAUGCAAAAAUGGAAGACUUAAGGAUGCACUAGUAGUUUAUCAGGAUCUUUUGAUUAAAGGCUACCAUUUAGAUGUGACGAUGUAUACUGUUAUGAUUAACGGGCUUUGUAAAGAGGGCUUGAUUGAUGAAGCAUUGUCCUUAAUGUCAAAAAUGGAAGAUAAUGGUUGCACCCCUGACUGCAUAACUUACACAACUCUUAUUGAUGCUUUGUCCAAAAAUGGAAAGAAUGAGAAGGCGAUGAAACUUUAUCGUGAAAUGAUUGCUAGAGGUCUUUUAUAAGAGUCGAACUAGAGAAAACGUAGUCAUUAUGGAAGAAGUCGAAGCAAUUUCGGCGUCACCAUCAGGACUAUUACCAUUCAGAGGAAGAAUUUGACAAUAUAGUUGAUGACCUAUGAGGAUAUUUUUCAGAGGAAGAAUUUGACAAUAUAGAAACAAAUUGCAGCUCAUAUGAAACCAGAAGAACCAGAAGCACGAAUAGUAACAACGACACGAGGAGAAACGACGACUCAACAGAAGAAACAAACAAAAAACAUCAAAACGACAGAGUUUGAAGAAACAUCUAGAAAAGAGAAACAAUCUGGAAAACGAAACGAGAGAUGAAGAAAAGAUUUCUACUGCGUACGAUUUUUGCUGAGAACGAAAUGACAGAGUUUGAAAACGAUAUUGCUGCCUUCAAUUUCCAGGAGUUAGGGUUUGGUUUUUCACCACCAGUUUAAUCUGGUUCGGGGGUCAGUUCUGCCAUCAAGUGGUUCCAGCCCCCUCCCGAUCGCAGUUGCGGGGGAUCGAACUGCGGUCCCCCCUACCAAGUUCAGCGCCAAUCACCACUGAACCAACUGACGAUUGAUAUCAGGAGUUUGGGUUUGUGAAUGCAUCUCAUUAAUUAUUAUUUUUUUUUUGAAACAUUAAUUUAUUUAAUAUUUAAUUUAAUAAUAGUGAUAAUAGCCCACCAAAAAAAAGCUCACCAAAAAAUAAUAAUAGUGAUAAUAGAAACCUAUAUAUAUAAAUUCAUCUCCUUGUUUCAAAAUAAAACUUCAAAAUACAAAAACCCUAGCUGAAGAAACGAAUAAACUCGUCAAUCCCUCAAACGAAUAAAUUUCGCACUAGCCAGCCAUUUAGAUGGAGUGGAACCCUCAAACUCGUCAAUCCCUCCGCCAAUGCUUCCUCAACACUCUCUCCCCAGCGCUAGAGCCUCGCCGUGUUGCCGAAUUUCGCCUAUCAGAAGCCGCUGGCCUUACCAACUUUGGCCUUGUCAUCCUCCGCCUUGUUGCUGAACCAGACGAGAAGAUUGAGCCAUCCAUCGACGAGCAGAUCCGACUAGCUGCCGCCGUUAACUUCAAGAACCACCUCCAUGGUCAUCGGAAGACAAUCCGAAUACUGAAUCCGAGAAAGAGCAGAUCAAAACCCUAAUCGUUCCUCUCAUGCUCUCUGCAACUUCCAAAAUCCAAUCCCAAUUACAUCACAAUUACAAUCUUGAUGAUGCUAAUGCUAUUUCUUCAUUCAAUCGAAUGCUAUAUAUCAAUCCUACCCCACCCAUCUUCCAAUUCAACAAGAUAUUAAUUUCCCUUGCUAAGAUCAACAAUUACCCUACUGCUAUUUCCCUCUCUAAUCAAAUGGAAUUCAAAGGAAUUCAACCUAAUUUUCAUACUCUGAACAUCCUACUCAAUUGUUUCUGCCAACUAGCUCAACUAGAUUUUGCAUUUUCUGUAUUGGCAAAAAUUCUCAAGCUAGGUUAUCAGCCAGAUAUGAUAACAAUGACUGCACUUAUGAAAGGCAUGUGUCUUAGUGGUCAGGUUAAAGAAGCAUUGGGUUUUCAUGACGACGUUAUAUCCAAGGGGUUUAAGCUUGAUCAAGUUAGUUAUGGAAUCUUGAUUGAUGGCUUAUGUAAAAAAGGAGAAACAACAGCUGCCCUGCAGUUGCUUAGAAGGAUUGAAGAGUUAAUGGUUAAACCAAACGUGGUAAUGUACAGUAUAGUCAUUAAUAGUCUUUGCAAGGAUAAACUUGUGAGUGAUGCUUUGCAUUUAUAUUCUGAAAUGAUUGUCAAGAAUAUUUAUCCUGAUGUUGUCACUUACACUAAUUUAAUAUAUGGCCUUUGCAUUGUGUGUCAAUUCAAAGAAGCUGUUGGUUUGUUAAAUGAAAUGUUGUUGAAAAACAUCAGCCCGGAUGUUGUUACUUUUAAUAUAUUGAUUGAUGGUUUAUCUAAGGAAGGAGAGUUGAGAAAAGCUAAAAAUGUCUUGGCUAUUAUGAUAAAACAAGGUGUGAAACCAGAUGUUGUUACUUAUAAUUCUUUAAUGGAGGGGUAUUUUUUGGUUAAAGAAGUGAACAAGGCCACAUAUGUAUUCAAUACAUUUGCUCAAAGGGGAGUGAUUCCUGAUGUUGUUAGCUACAAUGUCAUGAUUAAUGGUUUAUGCAAGAAUAAAAUGGUGGAUGAAGCCAUGGAUCUCUUCAAAGAAAUGCAUUUAAAAAACAUAGCUCCUAAUACUAGAACAUACAAUUCACUUAUUGAUGGGCUUUGCAAAUCGGGGAGAAUCCCUGAUGCUUGGGAUCUUGUUGAUGAGAUGCAUGAUAGAGGCCAUCCUGCUAAUGUGAUCACCUACACUUCUAUAUUGGAUGCAUUGUGCAAAAACCAUCAGUUUGACAAGGCAAUUGAAUUAUUGGCGAAGAUCAAAGACCAACAAAUUCAGCUAAAUAUGCAUACAUACACUAUACUUGUCGAUGGACAAUGCAAAAAUGGAAGACUUAAGGAUGCACUAGUGGUUUAUCAGGAUCUUUUGAUUAAAGGCUACCAUUUAGAUGUGACGAUGUAUACUGUUAUGAUUAACGGGCUUUGUAAAGAGGGCUUGAUUGAUGAAGCAUUGUCCUUAAUGUCAAAAAUGGAAGAUAAUGGUUGCACCCCUGACGGCAUAACUUACACAACUCCUAUUGAUGCUUUGUCCAAAAAUGGAAAGAAUGAGAAGGCGAUGAAACUUUAUCGUGAAAUGAUUGCUAGAGGUCUUUUAUAAGAGUCGAACUAGUUAACUGCGGCUGCUAUAGUGGAAAUGUCUAGAGACCCCUAGACGCUGUGCAAAACUUCGUUAUGAUUAGCGGAUGAUACAGUGAAAGAAGCACUUCAUAGUUGAACAUGUCUCCUUAUCUCCAUAGUAAGUUUUGAUUCAAACACAGUGAACACCUGUAUACGUUUUGUAGACUUGCACAAUGAACAAAGGUUUCUUUGUCUUGUUCCUUAAAGAGGUUUAUUUUAUCUAUAUGUUUUAUUACCAUAGUGCAUUUUAAUGAAGAUUGUUAUUGUCUCUCCAA